CUGACAUCACGAUUACCUUCCGUGUUGGACGAUCCCAAACGACCUAACCAACCAACCCUUUUCUUUCCAUCGCCAUCAGACUGCCGCAUCUGAUUCUGUCAAGGCCUAUCUUGAAAUUCUUCACGCCUGUCAUUUAUCUGCAAUUGUACUGCAGCACCUGUCAAGAUGGGUAUUAAACAGCUUUUCACCAUUAUCAAGGAGAAUGCUCCGGCUGCGAUCAAAACCGGAGAAAUCAAGAACCAAUUUGGUCGCAAAGUGGCCAUUGAUGCUUCCAUGAGCAUCUACUCGUUCCUCAUUGCAGUCCGAUCCAAUGGCGAAAUGCUCACAAAUGAAGACGGUCAAACAACAUCUCACCUCAUGGGCAUGUUCUACCGGACAUUGCGAAUGGUUGACAACGGCAUCAAGCCACUCUAUGUAUUCGAUGGCGCCCCUCCAAAGCUCAAGUCCGGUGAGCUUGCUCGUCGAUACCAGAGAAAACAGGAAGCGCUCGAAGGUCUUGAGGAGGCUAGAGAGACCGGUACCGCCGAGGACGUGGAGAAAUUCUCACGGAGGACGGUCCGGGUUACGAGGGAGCACAACGAGGAAUGCCGGCAGCUGCUGAAGCUUAUGGGAAUCCCCUACAUUAUCGCACCGACUGAGGCUGAGGCCCAGUGUGCUGUUCUCGCACGAGCUGGCAAGGUCUUUGCCGCAGCCAGUGAAGACAUGGAUACCCUAUGUUUCGACUCCCCAAUUCUCCUCCGCCAUCUCACCUUCUCCGAGGCACGCAAGGAACCGAUCCAGGAGAUUCAUGUCGACAAAGUUCUCGAGGGUCUUGACAUGGACAGGAAGCAGUUUGUUGAUCUCUGUAUCCUCCUUGGCUGCGAUUACCUCGACCCAAUCCCUAAAGUUGGACCUAGCACUGCACUCAAGCUCAUUCGCGAGCAUGGAUCACUCGAGACUAUUGUGGAGAAGAUGAAGAAGGGCGAGUUGAAAUACACAGUCCCCGAAGACUGGCCAUUCGAAGACGCACGGGAUUUGUUCUUCAACCCUGCUGUCCACCCCGCCGACCACCCGGAUUGCAAUUUCAAGUGGGAGAAGCCAGACGUCGAGGGUUUGGUCAAGUAUUUGGUCACAGAGAAAGGAUUCUCCGAGGAUCGCGUCAGGCCCGGUGCAUUGAGACUGGAAAAGGCCCUCGGCACGUCUCAACAACAACGCCUCGAGGGUUUCUUCAAGCCGGUCGCACGAACUGCGGAGGAACAGAAAGCACACAAGCGCAAGCUUGAGGUGAAGGCCGAGGAGGCAAAGAAGAAGCUCAAGGCUGAAAAGAAGGAGAAGGCAAAGGCAAAAGCCAGACCUCGUGGUACAGCUUAAUCCGCGUAGUCCCACAAUCUCUUCCGACUAGUCGGAUGGGAUCAGUGCUGAGUACCGGGGUAUGAGAUGCACUUUGUAUUUUUUUGUCGUGCUUUUUUUUUUUGGUCGGUGCACAAAAAGACUGGAGUUUGGCGUUGUGGAAACCAAGGAAAUGUCUACGGGUUUUGUUACCACCUCGCUAGCGCUGCGAUGGGCUUAGGUAUUUUUAUGUCGUUUUACGAAGUAAUCUCUAUUUAUUUUGAUUUCACUCCCAGAUUCAGUUUCAUUUUUGUCAGUACUCUUGAGAAUGUUGAAAAUCUCUUUCACCAGGAUCAAAUUCACAAUGCGUAUCGCGUAAAUAGCAAGUUCGCAUCUCAAGCAUCAACCAUCUGAAA
Pyricularia oryzae 70-15 is the source of this 1724-nucleotide messenger RNA. Its product is annotated as DNA-repair protein rad2. The record is from RefSeq and is a predicted model, not a curated record. Lineage: Eukaryota; Fungi; Ascomycota; Sordariomycetes; Magnaporthales; Pyriculariaceae. The transcript is spliced from 4 exons. The coding region runs from base 166 to 1350 and encodes 394 amino acids. Gene Ontology annotation, molecular function: DNA binding; 5'-3' exonuclease activity; 5'-flap endonuclease activity. Gene Ontology annotation, cellular component: nucleus; cytoplasm.